CGUUGCUAUGAGUAACGGGUAGUACUCUCCGCAGGCUCUGGCCGGGCUUCCUGCGCGCCAUUUUCAAACCGCGUUACUACCCGCCGUCCACAUCCCAAACAAACCCCAUAGUCCGUCCCUAUGGCCUCCGGCGUCUAUGUCCGUCCAGUGCAGCAGCAGCCGGCAUGAGGCCUUAGAGUCCGCUGUGGCCAUAGACGUCCCUGUCCUGAGCCGACACUGAACUUAGGAUCAUAGAAGCCUGAGGAUCGCUACAAUGAGUACUGCCGCAGAAAGGAAGUUCAUCAACCUCCGCAAGCGUCUGGACCAACUGGGCUACAAGCAGCCGCUGGGCAUUGAGUCCUUGCCACUUGUUGAGAAACUUUUCAGUGACCUGGUUCAUACUACAGAAAGUCUUCGCAACGCAAAGUUAAACGCUGGCAAAAAUGAGAAGGAGACCAAGAAUUUUGAUGCAGUGAUAGAACCUUACAAGGCAGAAAAUGCCAGGCUGGUCAGAGAAAACAAUGAACUCCACUUAGAGCUCCUGAAGAUCAAAGAAGAAUCUGAUCGCCACAUUAAAGAUUUGAAAGCCUCUCUGAGAAAACUAGAACACCAAACCGCUGACCUGAAAUUUUUAAAUAACCAAUAUGUCCAUAAAAUUCGAUCAAUGGAGAAAGAAAGCAAAGCAAAGGCUGAAAGGAUUCAGCAACUUCAAGAGAAGAACCUGCAAGCUGUGGUGCAGACACCAGGUGGAAAGAAAAGAAACAUUCCUUUUCGCCGUCAGCGCAUGCAAAUUGAUCAGCCAGUCCCACCCUCGGCAAUAAGUGGACACCCUGUCCCACAGCCAGAGGAUCCAUAUGUUGCUGAUCUACUUCAGGUGGCGGAUGACAGAAUUCGAGAACUACAGCAAGAUGUCACCUCUCUGCAAGAAAGGUUGGAGUCCUCAGACAGAGCAGUGAAGCAUCUGACCCAUCAGAUGGAAUUAAGAGACAAAGAAUUAGAACGACUGGCACUAGCUUUGGAUGGUGGGCGCUCUCAUGAUGUUAUUUCUCUAGAAGCCAGAUAUAGAAGUAAUGAGAAGCUUGUUGCUCAUCUCAAUCUGCAAAUCGAAUACCUUCAGCAAGCAAACCAAGACCUUGAAAAACGUGUGCAAGAGCUCCUAGAAACGAGGCAAAAUGUCACCAGUGAAGUGGUGAAUCUAAGUACCAAAAAUGAAGAGCUUUGUCAAGAGCUGUUGGAGAUAGACCAAAUGGCACAGCGGCUGGAGAGGGACAAGGAGCGGGUACUGGUGACUGCAGAUGCCGAAAUUGAAGAGGCAAAAAGUGAAAUAAAAAGGCUUCACAUUGAAAUCGACAAACUGGAAAGCACCUUAUCUCAGUAUAAGUCGGAUCUAAAUACCUGUGAAUUUGAGAAGAAUAAACUAGCUGAUGAGUUAGAAGCCAGAAAGGAUGAGAAUCGCAAAUUAGAGUCUCUCCUGAACCAUGCAGAAAAUGAAAAACAGCGACUUUCAAGUAAACUUGAAAAACAGAUGGUAACAGAACGGGAGUUGGUGCUGGAGAUUGAAAGGAUGCGGACACAACAUGGCAUUUUGCGAACUGAUCGUUCACCUUCUCGGCUGGAUUCGUUUGUUAAAUCCUUGGAAGAAGAAAGAGACCAUUAUAGAACGGAGAUGGAAAAAUUGGAGCGAGCACUUAAUCUAAAAUCCAGCACCAGGAAUAGUUCCAUACAGGAUACUAGCAGAUCGCAGAGUUCACCAGAAAAGGACUCAGGAUUGAGUGCACACCUUCGGCGUCUCACUAGGGAACGAGAUGAUCUCCAGAACAUGUUAGAUCGGUUUGAAAAACAUAUGGUUGAGAUCCAGUCCAAUGUCAAAGUGCUAACAAUGGAAAGAGACAAGUUCCGGGUACUUUAUGAGCAGGCCCAGAACGAGCUGACAUUGACUAAGCGAGACUCGUCUCUUCUCCGCAAGAGUGCCUCAUCAGUCAAUGAACUGCGCCAUCUAGAGGAGGAAAGAGAUCUAGUCCAGUCAGACUUAGGAAGAGUUCAGGAUGAGAAUGAUGGACUCAGAGACAAAAUUAAGGUUCAGCAGGAAGUUUCUGCCUCGGAAAGAUUUAAACUCGCCCAAAAAAUUGCUGACCUAGAAAGCACAAUACAAAUGCUGGAAACAGAACAGUUUGAAUUAAAUUCCACUAUAUCUGAGCUGAAGGAAAAGAUAUCAUCUUUAGAUAAUGUAAACCGAUCCCAGUCCAUCACGUUGGCCCAGACUCAGGAUGACUGUUCACAGUAUAAAGCUGAAUUAAGUUCCUUAAGGUUACUGACUGAGCAACUUCAGAAGUCUAUGGAAGACCUCCAGCAUCGCCUUACUGUGAAAGCUAACGAGUUGCAGUUAUCACAAGAAGAGAUAGGCACUUUAGAAGAUAGAAUAGGGGAAUUAAACCACAAGGUGUCUGCUCAGGCAACUGAAAUGACCGUUCUCAGGAACACAGUUUCUAUCUUGGACAAGGAAAAAGAUCACCUUCAGGAUGAAGUUGAUGAGAAGACGGAGCGUGUUGCAAGUUUAGAUGAGAACAUGGAUAAUAAACAAAAGACGAUAACCAACUUACGGCUGACCCUGACUGAGCUCGAGGCAACUGUCGACCAGUUAAAAGAUGCGCUCAGUAACAAAGAUCGCGAGCUAUCCAGUCUUCGACGCCAACUUGACUCUGCCCAUGCGGAUCUCACAGAAAAUGUGAAAUUGAGAGAAAUCUCUCUGAAGGAGAAUAGAAGAUUGCAGGAUGAUUUGGCCACCAUUGCUAGAGAGAAUCAGACUGUUACAAUGGAAUUAGAAACUGCAAUACACGAAAAAGAAGAAUUAAAACUGAGAGUGCAUGGUUACAUCUCUGAGGUUUCUAGAAUUGAAACUUUAAUGGCUGCCAAGGAACAAGAGAAUCGAGAUCUUCUGGAUCAGUUCAGAAUGGUUCAUAGCCAGGCUGAGGAAUGGGAAAUGAAGGCACAAAGUGCUCUUGGUGAAAGCAGUUCUAUAAAGAUGGAGCUGCUCUCUGUGGACACUGAUAGAAGACAUCUUCGAGAACGACUAGAAGACCUGGAAAACGAAGUCCAAGAGCACAUGAAUGCUCAUCAGGCUUAUGAAACUCAAAUAUCUUCUAUGGCCAAGGCCUUGUCCAAACUUGAGGAGCAGCUCAGACGUGAGCAAGAUGAGAAGGCUCUGAUUCUGUCUGACUUGGCAUCAGUGAGGGAACUGUGUGUUAAGCUGGACUCUAGUAAAGAGCAGUUCUCCAGACAACUGACUGCACGAAAUAUGGAGUAUGAAAGACUGUUAGAUGAACUGGAAGAUACGAAGUCUGAAACCGAACUUUUAAAGAAACAGCUAGCAAGUGAGAGGCUGACCAUUAAGAACUUGGAGACUUUGCUGGCCACUAACCGAGAGAAGGAGUUCCAGAGUCAUUUAAGUACCCAUGAGAAAGAAUCAGAGAUUCAGCUGCUGAGAGAUAAACUCACCCUAUCAGAGAGUAAACUCAACAGUCACACCCGGGAAGCGACAAUGCUCCGUAACAAGCUUACACAGAUGCAGUCCGACUAUGAUAUUGCAAAAAGACAGCUUACAACUGAGCGGUUUGAAAGGGAGCGUGCAGUUCAGGAGUUACGUCGUCAUGGUCUGUCUACAUCAUCCAUUCGUUCUUCUUCACCACUUACUUCAACAAUGAAGUCGCCUGCAUUGUCUCCAGAGCGCUCCAUAUUAAGAUCAAUGGAUCGAGGAUCUGAUAAGCCAGCAGAAAAGAGUGUAAGUUUCAAAGACUGAUGAUCUGGAGCGAUGACGAGAGGCAAACACUGAAUGUUUCCAUGUUUGUAGGUAGUCUUGGCGCGCAUUCAUUUUUGUCUUGUAAUUUCAUGCUGCAUUUGCUCAGUGUAAACCUCCUAUAAAGCAGGUUAGUAAUACUUCACCACUGUUCUUGUAUUACUAUACAUACCUGAACAUAAUUUCAUCUUAUUACAACAAUAUGUUUAAUCCAUGGAGCCACAGCAUGCCCCAUUAAGUAAAGACAUUAUGGGGGCUGUAUAGUUAUUGGUUAGCUGAACAUGGUGCUGGUCCUGCUGGCUUAGUCGGUAGGAGAUGACCACUGACCCAAUACAUUGAUAUUUUAAGCUUGGAACCUCCUGAUCUAGUGCUAUUUGGAAAGGCUAGGGAAACGCCUGUCAUACACAUUAAAGGGGUGUUCCCUUCUCGGUCAUACUGGCACGGGAUCAGAAUUCCUGUAAAAUGAGGUGGCGGGGUUUGUGGAAACACCCGAGCGGGCUGUGCGUCGCUGUUUCUGUAUUCCAUAGAAAUGAAUAGGAGUUAUAGAAACCGCACAGCUAGCUACACUGCUUAUGUAAUCCCAGCCAUAACUGGCUGAGAUGGGAACACCCCUUUAAUAGUGAACAGUUGCUCUUUUAGCGGUUUUAAGAGAUCUCAGGUGAUUACUUUGCACUAUAACAUUUAUAAGUCUAUGGUUUCCGGUUUUAUCACUUCAUGUAACCAGUAUUCACUGCAGAAAUGGAGCCUUUUCUGCAUAAAUUCACAUAAUUGCACCUGCAUGUCUACAGGAUGGGACCCGACGGCUGGCAGGCUUCUAUACUUCUACGGUGUAUGUAUGUGGGUUAUUUUUUAUGUCUUAAAUUGCAUUUUAUAUAUUGAUAUGAAUUACAAGUGUGCAAUACAUUCCCAAAUGUACAUCAUAUUCUGACCACAGUAUUGCUUGAUACAGGCCAGUCCCACGUUCACGACGACUUGAAUAAUGUGAGCCGAUGCCUGAAACGAGUUACGUGUAAAACAUGGAUUAUGUAUUUCUCCUUUCCGUCUGACUGGGAUGUAACUUUUAUCUUUCACCGUUUGUAAAUGUGAAUAAUGUAAACUGUUUUAAUGUAAUCCCAGUCAGUUGGGAAUUUGUACUGCAUUGUAAUAUACGUCUGACUUUGUAUUUAUUUUUAUAUUAAUUACUAUUUAUAACAAAAAUAAAUUGGUAU
Molecule: messenger RNA, 4980 nt
Organism: Bufo gargarizans (Asiatic toad)
Lineage: Eukaryota; Metazoa; Chordata; Amphibia; Anura; Bufonidae
Gene: CEP135
Product: centrosomal protein 135
Exons: 26
Coding region: 254-3775 (1173 amino acids)
Source: RefSeq, a predicted model, not a curated record